CUGCUGGCUGUGCUGCAGAGACUUGGCACAGGGUUCCUGGCCUCGGCACCCUGGUAGCUCCAUGCCAUAGGGUGCAGCUGCUGGGUGGGGGAAGAAGGAGCUGAGUUACCUGAGCCGGGGACAGCAGCCGGUAGGAGAGGACACCACCCAGACCCCUCGUGGGGCUCCCCAGGCAGGGGAGCUUCCAGGCCUUGACCUCAGCUGACCCUGAUCGCCUAGAUCGGGUGCAAGGUCUAAUUUUAGCUCCCGUUCCAGGGCCCAAGUCCAGGAGUGGCCAGGAGCCUCCACGGCCAGGGAGGCAGCACAGGCAGGGGUGGGACUGGGGAAACAGACCUGCUUCCUUCCAGCCCUGCACCUUGGCCAACUCCCACGAGCCCCUCAUGGCCUGGCCCACGCCCCUCCCUUCUGUUGAGGGCAGAAACAGGGGGUGCAACCAGGAGAGCAGAAGGACCUGGCCUUGCAGUCCUAACAAGGGUUGCAUCAGCCUGAGAGGGGCCCAGAAGCAGGAGCCGCACUGAGGGGGCAAAGGUUGACUUGUCCAAAGGCCGAGGAAGCCGAGUCCUGACCGCAGGAGGGCUCGGCCAGAAGCUGGUCUCCGGCGCCCCGUGGCUGACCAGUGACUGGCUGUGUGGCCCGGCCCCGGCAGCCUGCUCUCUGUGGCCUCGGUCUUCCCAUCUGGACAAUGAGGGUGCUGACCUAGAAGGCUGAUUACAGCUCCCGCCACCCAGCUCCGGCCUGCGCGUCCGGCUCGCCCCAGCCCUGGCUGCAAGUGGCCACAUGCAGUUGUGCAGAAGAAAGUCCCUCUGGCUGGCGCUGCUGGCCUCCUGGCUGCUUGUCCUCCUGACAGUCCUGCCACCCCUUCUUCAGCUGGCAGUGCCUACCGGGCCUCGGCCACGGGCCCCGCAAGGCUGGCCCCGCUGGCGGGAUGCCGAGCUCCUGCAGAGCUUCUCCCAGCCUAGGGAGCUCCUGGAAGAUGCCCCUCGACCCCCGGUGGCCCCCCACAGUGGCAGGUGUGACUGGGGGACCUGCUUUGACUCCUCCAAGUGCAGGGGCGGGGGGCUCAAGGUAUUCGCUUACCCAGCGACUGGACAGAGCUCGGAGACUCACCGCAGGAUCCUGGCUUCCCUGGAGGGCUCCCGGUACCACACACUCAGCCCCGCCGAGGCCUGCCUCUUCCUCCUCCUCGGCCUGGACACCCCGGCUGGAGAUUGCAGCCUGGAGCCCCCCCAGUGGAAUGGGGGCAGGAACCACCUGAUCCUCAGUCUCCAGUCAGCCCCCUGUGCCCAGACCUUCCGGCUGGGACAGGCAAUGGUGGCCGAGGCCAGCCCCGCAAUGGACACCUUCCGGCCGGGCUUCGACGUGGCCCUCCCGCUUCUCCCUGCAGCCCACCCAUUGCGAGGUGGCGCUCCUGGCCAGCUGCGACAGCACAGCCCCCAGCCCGGGGAGACCCGGCUAGCCCUGGCCGAAGAGAGGGGCGGGUGGCGCGUGGCAGAUGCCCACUCUGCCUGCCCCUGGGAUGGGCGCUGUGAGCAGAACCCUGGACCUGAGCAGACCCAGCCUGGGGCAGCGCCGCCCAAUGCCACCUUUUGCCUCAUCUCUGGCCGCCAUCCUGAUGCCUCACGUUUCUUCCAAGCCCUGAAGGCUGGCUGCAUCCCUGUGCUGCUCAGCCCUCGCUGGGUGCUGCCCUUCUCCGAGGUCAUUGAUUGGACUAAGGCGGCCAUCGUAGCUGACGAGAGGCUCCCACGUCAGGUCCUGGCUGCCCUCCAGGAGAUGCCCCCUGCCCAGGUCCUUGCCUUCCGUCAGCAGACCCAGUUUCUGUGGGACGCCUACUUCUCCUCAGUGGAGAAGGUCAUCUAUACUACCCUGGAGGUCAUCCAAGACCGGGUUUUUGGAGCAACUGCUCACCCCUGGCGGCUGUGGAACACCCCCCCGGGGGCCCUCCUGGCCCUGCCCACUUUUUCUACAAGCCCCUCAGACUUCCCCUUCUACUACAGACAACAAGAAGGCUCUCACCCUGGAGGCAGGUUCAGCGCCCUGAUCUGGGUGGGGGCCCUAAGCCAGCCCCCCCUGAAGCUCAUCCAGGCGGUGGCAGGCUCCCAACACUGUGCCCAGAUCUUGGUUCUCUGGAGCAGUGAGAGGCCGCCUCCACCCCGGUGGCCCGAGACAGCAGUGCCCUUGACAGUCAUUGAUGCUCACAAGAAGGUGAGUGACCGCUUCUUCCCAUUCAGUGCCAUCAGCACCAACGCCAUCCUCAGCCUCGAUGCCCACAGCAGUCUUUCCACAAGUGAGGUGGACUUUGCUUUCGUGGUGUGGCAGAGCUUCCCGGAGCGGCUGGUGGGCUUUCUGACCUGGAGCCACUUCUGGGACGAGGCCUGGGGCGGCUGGGGCUACACUGCGGAGAAGACCAACGAGUUCUCCAUGGUGCUCACCUCAGCUGCCUUCUACCAUCGGUAUUACCACACCCUCUUCACCCACUCCCUGCCCAAGGCUAUGAGGACCCUGGUGGAUGAGGUACCCUUCUGCGUGGACGUCGUGAUGAAUUUCCUAGUAGCAGCCGUCACCAAGCUGCCACCUAUCAAGGUGCCCUAUGGGAGGCAGCACCAGGCCAGGCCUCUGGCGGCGCCUGGAGAUCCAGACCCCAGGCUGGAGCCGCAGCCCGCCGCCCGCGACUGCAUCAACCGGACGGUGGCAGGGUUCGGCUACAUGCCCCUGGUGUCCUCUCGCCUCCGCCUGGACCCGGUGCUCUUCAAGGACCCGGUGUCGGUGUUGCGCAAGAAGUACCGCGGCCUGGAGAAGCCCUAGGCGGGGCCCGCGGAGACCCCAGCCAGGGCCCAAGGGGCCGCCUCUCCUGGGGGUGUGGCGGGGAACUUCGGACGCCCAACCAAGACGGCCGGUUACUAACACGUCAGGUUAGACCGGCCAAUCACGGAGCUAGCGCCCGGAGGGGCGUGGCCUCGCCGCCUUCCCACGCGGCUGCGGUCAGCCGCCGCCCGCGCUCGGCCGCAGCCCCGGGACAGUCAGCCGGCGCCCAUCCCCGCCGGGCGUCCCUGCCUCUGCUCCGCCGGGCUGACGGCUACUUGUCGUUCAGACUCUCGCCUCUUCCAGGGACUUGCCUGACCCUCACCGCCGCGCUGGGUGGGUUCGGUCCUGGCACCGCUCCCACUGCCUUGUACACGUCCGGCUCCAGGACUGGUGCGAGAGCCUCGCGAGGUCUCUGAUCUGGCCACUUGCCGCAGAUGUUUGACCAACAGAGACGAGGUCACGUUGCGUGGCCAGCCAGAUACCGACGGUAGCAGACAGGACUCCGUGCUCGCUCCCUCCCUGGGGUCCCUAUUCCGUGGGAAGGCAGCUGCUCCGCAUUGCCUGGCGCAAUCCCAGUGCCCCAGCGACGGAGCGAGGAGGCUCCCGGAAACCAGCUUUAGUUUCGCUGGCGACAGGGCGAGGAAAGAAGACCAAAGCCCAAGAGGUCAGCCGCUGCCCGGCCCGGCCCCGGCGCGGCCGUGGCUCUGCAUUACCAACCUACACCACUAGAGGUCAGCGCCGCGCCGCGCCCCCGGGCAAGGGACUGGCGUUUUAGACCCAUUCAGGCUGUGGGCAAGAGACCUGGAAGUGUGGUGUUGAGCAGCCAGAAGCCUGAAAACUGGGGAGGGAUAUAAAAGCCCCUCCUCUUUGGCCCACACGCUUAGGACUUAAAGCGGGCACUUCUAAGUAGGUUGGGUGGAAGCAGGGACGGCCGGGCCCAGAGCUCCCAGGAAGUGAGUGGAGUGGGAGGGACCCUGUGUUCUCCUGGGUUCAUCCACCUAGAACUGGAAUUAUCGCUUCCGAAAUAAAGCUCAAUGUCCUUA
Messenger RNA from Condylura cristata (star-nosed mole), 3845 nucleotides. It is a transcript of the gene EXTL1, whose product is annotated as exostosin-like glycosyltransferase 1. The transcript has 11 exons. NCBI's taxonomy places the organism in Eukaryota, Metazoa, Chordata, Mammalia, Eulipotyphla, Talpidae. Bases 778 to 2802 code for a protein of 674 amino acids. Gene Ontology annotation, molecular function: acetylglucosaminyltransferase activity; glucuronosyltransferase activity. Gene Ontology annotation, cellular component: Golgi apparatus; membrane. The record is from RefSeq and is a predicted model, not a curated record.